AUGAAAAUCCAAUUCAAUCAGCUGCUAGGGCUCGCUCCUUGGGGGUUACUCUGCCUCUGGACACAGGUUGUCGAGGCAUGCCCAACCUCUCCCGGUUCGCUUUCGAUACCUAAUCUUAAAGCUGGAUUUCCACUCCAAAGCCAUCCCUCUCGUUCUCUUAACUCACGCGCCGCCGGAAAUGGUGCCUGCAAACUCAAGCCGACUUCAGUGGAUCUCAGCGAGGGUAUCGGUGCUACAGACCAGACUUUUGCCCCAAGCACUGGCACCCUCAACGCCUAUAUGAUUUUCGUUGACUUCCCUGAUGCACCGGCCUCAGAGGCCACCGAGGAAUUACACCAGCUCUUCAUCCCCGGUGCACCAGACUGGUACACCAGUUCCUCCUUUGGCCAACUUAGUCUCAACGUCAACGCCGACACAUCCCGCUUCUAUCGCAUGCCCAGAGAAUCCACCGCCUACCCCUACGACCGGGGGAUUACCUCAGAGCAGCUAGCAGAGUACAUCCAAGACGCGCUGAACUCCGUCGGCACGGCCAUCAACUUCGCCGGCACCGAUGUUCUCUAUAUCGUUCCGACCAAGGCAGCAAGUCACAUCUCGUUCUCGCCUACCUACAUGAGCCCAAUUACGGCAGGGGAUGGAACUAUUAUCGGUAAGACUGUCACCUUCGGCCAAGACGCUCCUAACUCAUGGGGCUUCCUGGUGGUGAACCACGAGACUGGACACGCAAUGGGUUUACCGGAUCUGUAUCCGAGCUCGGGUACUGGCGACAGCACCACCAUGUACGUUGGCGGGCAUGACGUUAUGGGCUUGAUUACCGGCGCCCUUCCGGAUUACUUUGCGUGGCACAAGUGGAAACUGGGAUGGUUUUCCGAUGACCAGUUCGAUUGCGUGGAUGGUGCUGGAUCGACAACUCACACCAUUACCCCUGUCGGAACGAAGGAGGGCGUCAAGGGAGUCGUUGUGAAGCGGGAUGAGACUACUGCUAUUGUCGCUGAGGUGAGAACCCAGAAUGGCGCGGAUAGCAGUGCUUGCAGUACGGGAGUCCUUGUCUAUACGGUAUCAACAUCCACGGCUUCGGGCCAAGGCCCUAUUCGCGUCCAUGAUGCGACCCCAAGUUCUGGGGGGUGUGGUGGGGACGAACUCAAUGAUGCCCAUUUCACAUUCGAGGCUGGCCGGGAAACUUUUGUUUCGGAAGAUGGAGUCACAAUUACGGUGGUUGGACAGCAGGGAGAUGAAUAUACCGUUACAGUCGAGGUGGCGUGA
Penicillium mononematosum is the source of this 1260-nucleotide messenger RNA. Its product is annotated as M6 family metalloprotease domain-containing protein. Lineage: Eukaryota; Fungi; Ascomycota; Eurotiomycetes; Eurotiales; Aspergillaceae. Gene Ontology annotation, molecular function: peptidase activity. Bases 1 to 1260 code for a protein of 419 amino acids. Gene Ontology annotation, biological process: proteolysis. The record is from RefSeq and is a predicted model, not a curated record. The transcript has a single exon.